AUGUCCGUGGCUUGGCCAUGGGCCGUCCUUCGUAAGAAGGCUCGCAAGCCCAACCUGUACCCAACAUGCGUGUGCCGACGAUGCGAGCUCGAGAAGGAGGAUAACGAUCACGUCUGGAAAUGCCCUUCGGCAGCUGAGACCACCACUGAGAUCUGGAAGGAGGCCAUGGGCAAGAUUAAUGAGUGGGGUGUGCAGGCGACAAACAGCUACAACGCAGCCAGGAAGCGAGAAUACAAACGCGCGGUGGACAGAGGUCGUCAGGUACCGAGGCCAGUACCCAUACACUGGUGGCCCCCUUCGGAUGCGGAUCAUGUGCGAGGAUUUUCCUCCAUCGGUGGAGCUCGAGCCGUGCACAGCGGUAGUCCAGCUCCCGAUCGAGACGAGAAACCGAUGUGGAAUGUGUCGGAUCUCCUCCGCGGCAUCACCCCCUUGAGCAUGUUGACUGAAUGGUCCGCGGUCUUCCGGACCCCAAUGUCCAUCGCUAAGACAGUCCUUCACAAGUUUGUUGGCUACCUGGAGGCGCAGGCCUCGGAGCUGAUCUGGAAACCUCGGUGCUCCGCGACGAUCGCGUGGGAACAAAGCCAGGGCAUCUCUACCAAGGACAAGACAUCCAAGUACACAGGCCCCCGAGGUGACUGGAGUCAAGGAUACGGUUACAUCACGCACGAUGGUUUCUCGACAAUUGUUGCGCAGAGCCAGGUUCCGGACCGGACUGCAACUGGUGGAUGGUGCACUGAAGAGUUUGGUCUGUAG
This is a messenger RNA of Linnemannia hyalina, 753 nucleotides long. NCBI's taxonomy places the organism in Eukaryota, Fungi, Mortierellomycota, Mortierellomycetes, Mortierellales, Mortierellaceae. The record is from the annotation of a GenBank genome assembly.